UUCGUAGUUUCAACCGACUAAAAUGGCGGCCGGGAAAAACUUUAAAUCCUAAUCACUGAAUAAGUAGAUUACAACCACUUUAUUCAGCGUUUUCGAAAUCAUAAGUAAUGUACAGAUAUCUUAUUAUAUAAAACAACUCUGCUGACAGCGUGAAAGUGUAAAAGUUAUAAAGUAACUGAGGCAACACAUACACAAUGACUUUCGGAGAAGCCAAUGAAAGCACAAAUAAUGCAAUUAUGAUGGACACCACUACAUACAAACAGCGUGAAAAAGCCAAGAUCCACUCGGCUGUAGAUGCUCCCAUGUGCGACACUUGUCGGGGGCUAGACUUUGCAUUUUUCGAUCCUGGCUGCCAAGGCUGUCAUGAUUUGUUAACUGACCCAGGAACAAGUAUUGCUGAAAUUUUUGCAGUCAUAAGACAGUGGACUCCUCAGACACAACAGAAUAUUGAUCUGUUUACAAGUGAAAUUCUGAAAAGAGGAGCUAAUGUUAAUGACCGUGAUAGCCUGACAGACAUGACAUUGCUACACUAUGCAUGUAAAUCAGGGGCUCAUGGGAUAGGUGAUGUCACAAAAGCUUGUGAGAUUGUCGAGAUGCUCAUUUCGAUUGGGGCUGAUGUUUUCACACGCUGCCGCUGGACAAAUAUGUCACCCCUUCACUAUGCAGUAUUUUUUGAUGUAACAGACAUUGUAAAAAUCCUUUUGAAAACUACUAAAUGCUUAGAUAUUGACAGCAGAUGUUCAGAUGUUGACCAUGGUACAUCUCUCCAUAUCUCAGCCUCUAACCUUGCUUUCGACACAAUGAAAUGUCUGCUUCAGAAUGGAGCUGACCCUUCCAUUAGAGAUGACCUUGGCAGAACAGCUUUCGAAUGCAUACCUGAACCAGGGUUAUUUGAGAGUAAUUCAGAUAUGAACAAACUAGUGUUUAAGAUGAGGAAAGCUCUAUCAGAAGCCGAAUCUCAAUGUUCUUCUUCCAACAAUGAUUAUGUGGCCAACUAUGAUAAUGUACCUGGCAAAGUAACAUUACAGUCUCUUGGUGUACAUAUUGGUGAACGAAUCAUGGUUGGAGGAGUGAAGUGUGGAAUCCUGAAGUUCUGUGGUCCAACAGAGUUUGCCCCAGGUAUGUGGGCAGGUAUUGAAUUGGACGAACCAGAAGGAAAGAAUGACGGCACAGUCAAUGAGAUCUCAUACUUCAAAUGUCCUCCAAAACAUGGUAUCUUUGCACCAGUCAGUAAGAUCUGUAAGCCAGGUCAGAGCCCUAGAAGACGAAGCAGCGUCAACCUCACCCCUAACAAAGGCAAGAUUGAUGUAUCACACGUUACAAAGAGAGUUGACACAGGACUUGGUACCCCUCGUAGUGGGAGAACAACUCCAGUGAGACGUCAAUCUUCCAGCACAAUCUCCCAUGGCACACCAGAUGUAUCAAAAGUAGGCGCAAAAGUCGACACAGGACUACGAUCAAGAUCUCACACUCCUUCAGGUGAACAGAACUUGGAAGUAGGGGACCGGGUGGUAGUGGCUGGCCAGAGAAAGGGAACCAUCAGAUAUGCUGGUGAAACUAAAUUUGCUCCAGGUCUGUGGUUUGGUAUAGAACUAGAUAGGUCAGUUGGAAAAAAUGAUGGUGCAGUGAAUGGAGAGAGAUAUUUCAAAUGCCGUCCAAAACAUGGAGUGUUUGCUCCACCCAGUAGAGUACAGAGAUUUUUUGGUUCAAUGCGAAGCUUAGCUGGAUCCAGAGAUUCUCUAGACUCAGUUGGGUUAGGCACUACACCAAGGAGUCUUAGUGGCAGCCAGUCGAAUAUCUCUUCAACUCCAAGAUCCAAAACCCCUGUGUCUUCCAGACAAACCUCAAGUGCCAGAAAAUCUCUAUCUAGUUCCUUUGACUUCAAGUUGACCUGUGGAAUGAGUGUGUUCUGCAAUAAUGAACUAGGUGUAGUGAGGUACAUUGGUCCUACAGAUUUCGCUGAAGGGACUUGGCUUGGAGUUGAACUGAGGACUCCAAAGGGUAAAAAUGAUGGAUCAGUGAAUGACAGACAAUAUUUUACAUGUAAACCAGAUCAUGGACUCCUAGUACGGCCCAGUAAAGUGACUGUGCGUGGUAUUAAUGGUGCUAAACUCUUAGGAGAAAGAGAUUGAGGGGACCAUAGAAUUUAUAAUCUACAUUAUACACUUCAGAGACUUAAGAUUUUUAAUAUGAACACCUGAAUAUUGCCAACACCUCAGUCAUGUAAACACAUGUGAGACAUCCAUAUAUCAAGAUAUGUACAGUGUAUGUACAGUGUAUGUAAAUGAUACAGUGUUUUAUGUUUUGAGGGAGUCAAAGAUAUAUGCAAUCCUUGAUCUACUCUCAGCUUAAUUAAUUAACUAAAUUAUUGACAUUAUAAGUAUGUUGUUAUUGGCAUUAUUGCAUAACUCAAUUAUGCGUAUGUUAUAAUCCGAUUAUUACUCUAUAAUGGGCAGUAGCCUGAGUUGACCAGUCAAGACGCUUACUGAUGUUGGAUUACAGACCAUAAGUACAGUUACCAAUUUAUAUCAUACCUGAAUUUUGUUUUUCAUGUAUUAAUAAAGCUCUCUAGUUUUGGAACCUCUAAAAUGCAGAAAUCAUUCACCAUGUUAAAUGCUGCCAUAUCUUGGAUUAUUUUAUGUUAUGUAGUUUUAAGCGAUACUAGAGUAAAAUGUCCUGGUUCCAUUAUAAACCAUUUCUGGUAUAUCCCAGUAUUUAUUAAAGACCAUUGAUGUUUUU
This is a messenger RNA of Owenia fusiformis, 2739 nucleotides long. The record is from the annotation of a GenBank genome assembly. NCBI's taxonomy places the organism in Eukaryota, Metazoa, Annelida, Polychaeta, Sabellida, Oweniidae.